AUGAAACUCCUUUCUGUAACUCUUUCCUUAUUUCUAUUCUCUUUUUCUUCUGCUUGUAUCUCCGUUUUGCACGAUCAGAAAUCAGAUCAUGUGGAUUCUGAACAACAAGAUCGAAUAAAUGCGGCUGUAGAUGAACAAAGCGCGAAAAUCGAGGAAACAGAGGUCGAUCGGGUUACAAUAAAUGUAAGUUUACGUAACACAAUUAACGUUUUUUACACUUAUCUAACUUCCUUGCAGGAAUAUUUAAAUUCUUUUGGAUAUUUGAAGCCCAAGCAAAAAUUCGAAGACGGAAUAAGGUAAUAUUUUUAACCAAAUUAUAAUUUUCUACAGGCUUUUCCAAAAAUUCAUGGGUUUAAACCCCUCAGGCAAUGUCGAUUUGGCUACAAAAUCUGCAAUUACUCGUAAAAGAUGUGGGAAUAAAGAUAUCCGACUGAAUAAACGGAACAAAAUCUGGGAAAAGGUGAGCAUCAAUUAUGGAAUUGCUUCUUUCCCACGCAGAAUUCGGCCAACUGACGUUAGGUAUGCUUAAACAUACAGCUAUCUAAGUGUAAUUACAGAGAAUUGAUCAAACAAGCAUUUUCGGCCUGGGAAAUUGUGAUUGCCAUUGAAUUUGUGGAGGUCAGAACCGCCCAAAAUGCUGAUAUUAUUAUUCGGUUUGACAAUGGAAAUCCCGUAAAUAACACCGACAAGUCAUCGUUCUCUGUUGGAACGGCUUCCGACCCAGUUAAAUCGACGAUUUGGUUGAGAGAAAACGAGAAAUGGGGAGUUUUCCAGAAGCAGGAACCCGGCAAGAUUGAUCUCUUUCUGGUCCUUGUACACGAGAUUGGCCAUGUCCUUGGUCUAGACCAUACCAGCGACCCAAAUUCGGUCAUGUUCCCAAUUUUUCAACGCCAAAAUGGUGAAGAAUUACCGGUGAUAAACGCCGAUGACGUUGAACGCCUGAGGGGAAUCUACGAUCCCAAGACCGAGUCUUCGAUUCCUCAAACUCUAAAUGCUGCCAGUCAUGAAGAUGAUCAGGAUUCCAAAUGCCCAACCGGUCUAUGGACAAUCACCACCUCCCCCUCAGGGCAUUUGUUUGUCUUUGCUGACAAUUCAGUGUGGACUUUCAAUGAUAAGCACGAGUAUUUAAAGGGCCCUCAGAGACUGAAUAAAGUAUUUCCUGGGGCUCCAUCCAGGAUUACGGUAGCUGUUUCGGAUGGACAAAGAUUGGCAUUGAUCGAAGACCGGGAUGUUUACCAGUAUGAAGAAGGCAGAGAGGGAUUCAAAGCUGUGGAAGGGAGCCCCUUCAGACUCCACAGUCGUGUGUUAUUCUUCCCAAGUGCGGCUUUUCCUAUGGCAAAUGACAGUGUGAUUCUUCUGGAUGUAAGUAUUAUAAUUUCUAAUUGAUCUUUCUUUCGUUAGGGCAACGUCUAUGCGACCUACAAUCUGAAGACGAAUCGCCCUUCUUUGUUGGGUGACAAAAACGCCGUCUUCCCGCAUUUGCCUGAGGAUAUGAGAGCUGGAAUAAUGGAGGGCAGACACACCGAGAGCCCUCGAUAUUACAUGUUCACCACCGAUCAGGUAGUGCAAUACAAUAUGAGCAAUAGACAAGCGUCCUCUCCAUCUCCAUUAAGUUCAUUUUUACAUUGUAAAUAAAUGUUUAUUUAAGGGUGAAGAAAUAAGAUGGUACAGGUCGUUAAGUAGGGUUUGGACGAGGUAUGUCCCGGGUAUAUUCCCUAACUCCCACCGGCCGAAAUUUUUUGGGAAUUUUAACAAGGAAAGUACUUCUAUGGGGUGUGGAAUUACCGGUCGAGAUAUAUAUCAAAAAAUUCGCAAAAAUUUUCUGAUUCAGAAUAUAUAUAAAUUAGCUGCCUAAUUUUGGUCUAUCAGCGAGUUUUUUCAAUAAAUGUUUUUCUCGAGGAAAAAAUCUGCGGCAACAAAAGCGCGCUCGGUCUCUUCCUUCGGAAGAGAGCGGUGUGGCCGAGUGGUUAGAGCGCUGGGUUGGAAAUCCGAGGGAAACGGGUUCGAUUCUUUUUGCCACACUAGAACCCAUUUUUUACAUUGGAACUACUUUUAAGGUGUAGUUGUAAUCCAAUUUGAUAUUUUAAGGCUUGUCAUGGCCUUAGAAUUUAGUUUAGCAUAAAACAAAAUUUUUUUAUUGGUAAAAACACGGUCAAAAAGACACUUGCAUGGUGUCACGAGAAAACUUCUGAGGACAAAAACAUGUCAUUAGACCAAAAUUAGGCAGCUAAUUUAUAUAUAUUCUGAAUCAGAAAAUUUUUGCGAAUUUUUUGAUGUAUAUCUCGACCGGUAAUUCCACACCCCAUAGAAGUACUUACCUUGUAAAAAGGAGGGGUUGACCGAACAAAAAAACGGACGGUAAGGAGGCGGGGCAAGGUAAAAAAUUUCAAGGCGUAAUGCGCCGCGAAACUUGGCAAAGGUAACACCUGUGUGGCUGGACCCGGCUGCGCACUUCCCUUGUCCAACGUCUACAUAUAUGGCCCGGGACUUCUAAAUCUCUCCGAAAGAGUCCAUCCGAACCAUACAAAUUUAGUACAAGGUUAAAAGUUGCGCAAUCUGACAUAACAUUGCGCAAUUUCUCUCUUUGUAAGAAUUUCUGCCUUUCUCUGUCGCCCCCUCCUUUUUUGUCAACUUUUAGCUUUGGACUAAAUUAGCAGGUUCGGAUGGACUUUUGCAAAGAGAUUUAGAAGUCCCGAGCCAUAUAUAAAGUUGCCAAUUGUCACCCGAACCCACUGCAGAACGUGAAAGAAACUGAAAAAUUUAAAUUUUUUUGUAUUACUACUUUAAAAGUACAAAUUACUACUUUAACGUGCCACUUAAGAAAAAAUUAUAACUGUCACCGAGGUUCUUGGCUAGCCACUUGGGUCAGUUAGCUAUAGCUCUGAUGCUUAGCUAGCUUUUCUGUUGAAAAGGACGACUUCUUGCGACUUUAGGUCAUAAUCGAGCCUUUUGAGUCAUGAACGUCCCUGGGUCAUAAUCGGCCUUUUUCACGCAAAACACGGACAAAUUUUAAAAAAAUAAUGAGGAAAAAGAAUUGCUGAACACCCUCCGUUGUCAAGAGGAUUCCCAUUUCGCAAGGAUUUCAAAAAGUUGCCAGGAUACGGUAUCUAAAAAGGUUUGACAUCCGAGAAGAAACAAAAGCAAAAUUGGGAAGGAGCGUAGUCUGCAAAAUGCAUUCAGAGUUUGUAAUAGUAUUAAUAAUCGCUUUAUCGACUUCGGUCGACACAAAAGGUGAGUCGUAAAAUUAAAAACUUAAUUUUUGUCAUUCAGCUACUCAAAAAAGCACAUUCAGCCUUUCGAACCCAUCAAAAACUACAGUACGUCCAACAACAAUAAUAUUAUCAACAACAGAGUAAGAAUAUUGUAGUAGGUGAAACAAGAUUUAGAGAUGAGAGCUUCGUGAAUGGAACGACAACUGAAACUCCAAAGUCAAGUCUGACGAAAGCCAAAGCCGUUUUUAUUAUUGCUUUCAGUAAGUUACAUUUAUAAAUUACUUCUUAUGUAUAUGUUCAUCGUAUUACAGUAUCUGCAACGGUUCUAAUAAUCUUGCUGAUUAUUUUGAUCGCUUUUAAUGUCAAAAGUCCAAAGCUGGAGAGACGUGAGAGAACAAAUGACAUACGACCUUCUACGCGAUGA
This is a messenger RNA of Bursaphelenchus xylophilus (pine wood nematode), 3636 nucleotides long. The record is from the annotation of a GenBank genome assembly. Lineage: Eukaryota; Metazoa; Nematoda; Chromadorea; Rhabditida; Aphelenchoididae.